GCUGCUGUGGGGGCGGUAAGGCGGCGGUCGGACGGGCGCUUCCUCCCGGAUGCAGAACAUCCUCGACCAGAACCUGGACAUGGCGACGGCGCUGCUGGCGGGCGAGAAGCUCAAGGAGCUCAUCAUGCCGGGCUCGUCGCAGGACGAGAAGGGCGGCGCGCUGGCCGGACUCAUGGUGCAGAUCAAGCUGGAGCUGCCCUUCGACCGCGUCGUCACCAUCGGCACCGUCAUCAUCCCCAUCCUGCUCGUCACGCUGGUGUUCACCCGCAACUUUGCAGAGGAGAGCAUCUACUGCUACACGCCGCACAACUUCACGCGUGACCAGGCGCUGUACGCGCGCGGCUACUGCUGGACGGAGCUGCGUGACGCGGUGCCCGGCGUGGAGCCGGUGCUCUGGCCGUCGCUGUUCGAGCACAAGUUCCUGCCCUACGCGCUGCUGGCCUUCGCCGGCAUCAUGUACAUCCCGGCGCUGGGCUGGGAGUUCAUGGCGUCCACGCGCCUCACCUCCGAGCUCAACUUCCUGCUGCAGGAGAUCGACAACUGCUACCACCGGGCGGCGGAGGGGCGCGCGCCCAAGAUCGAGAAGCAGAUCCAGUCCAAGGGGCCCGGCAUCACGGAGCGCGAGCGCCGCGAGAUCAUCGAGAACGCCGAGAAGGAGAAGAGCCCCGAGCAGAACCUGUUCGAGAAGUACCUGGAGCGCCGCGGCCAGAGCAACUUCCUGGCCAAGCUGUACCUGGGCCGCCACCUGGCCAUCAUCUGCCUCAGCUCCAUCCCCAUCGCCUACCUGAGCACCUACUACGCCUGGCAGCGCCAGAACGAGUUCACCUGUGCGCUGGGCGAGCCGCCGGACGCCAGCAGCCCCCCCGAGCACCGGCUGAGCGUCAACUGCAAGCUGCCGGCGGUGCAGCUGCAGCGCAUCAUGGCGGCGGUGGACAUCGCGCUGCUCUGCACCAUGAACCUCAUCAUCCUCAUCAACCUGCUGCACCUGUUCGUGGUGCGCAAGUCCAACUUCGUGUUCGACAAGCUGCACAAGGUGGGCAUCAAGACGCGGCGGCGCUGGCAGAAGUCGCAGUUCUGCGACAUCAACAUCCUGGCCAUGUUCUGCAACGAGAACCGCGACCACAUCAAGUCGCUCAACCGGCUGGACUUCAUCACCAACGAGAGCGACCUCAUGUACGACAACGUGGUUCGGCAGCUGCUGGCCGCGCUGGCCCAGUCCAACCACGACUCCACGCCCACCGUGCGCGACUCGGGCAUGCAGACGCUGGACGGCAGCAUGGACCCUCUGGGGCUGGGCGUCGGAGAGCUGGGAGUGGAGCCCUCCGUCAUCAAACGGCCGCGCAAGAAGAUGAAGUGGAUCCCCAGCUCCAACCCACUGCCACAGCCUUUUAAAGAGCCUCUGACGUUGACCCGUCUGGAGAACAGCAUGAAAUCGGACAAGCCGAAGCCUGUGUGGAAGAAAUCGGUGGCUGACAACCUCGUAGCCCCCCUGGUGGACAACAAGAGCACACAGCACCCGCCGACCGUGGACAAGAAGCACACGCGCAACUUCUCCCUGGAUGUCCACCCCUACAUGCUGGCCAUCCCUAAGCCCAAGGAGGAGCCGGCCGUCCACAACCCGGGGCCUCCGCCCGCCGCCUUACCCCUGGAGAGCGCCUUCAUCGAGGGGCCCAUCAGCGUGAUCCACGCCCCCACCUCCAUCAGCGGUACUAAGAAAAGCCCGCCCACCACCACCAUGCCCGAGUUCACCAGGGUCGGCCGGCCAAGCACCACCUACAUGAACGGGGGCUCCACCAGCCUGGCCCCAUCCAGCCCUCCCCACCCCAUGGAGCCCCUGAGCCAGCCUCCGGAGCCCGAGGUCCAGCCGGCGCCCUUCAGCAGGAAGUCGUCCCAUCCGCUGCUGGCCGUCCACCGCACGUCCUUCAAGGAGGAGGACGUGGAACAGCUGGUCAGGGACCACCUGGCAGAGCGACCCGCCGAGCUCAUCGCCGCAGGAGAGUGCUGA
Messenger RNA from Sardina pilchardus (European sardine), 2005 nucleotides. RefSeq names its product pannexin 2 (gene panx2). NCBI's taxonomy places the organism in Eukaryota, Metazoa, Chordata, Actinopteri, Clupeiformes, Clupeidae. Gene Ontology annotation, cellular component: plasma membrane. The transcript has 6 exons. Gene Ontology annotation, biological process: monoatomic cation transport; cell-cell signaling; positive regulation of interleukin-1 production. The coding region runs from base 50 to 2005 and encodes 651 amino acids. The record is from RefSeq and is a predicted model, not a curated record. Gene Ontology annotation, molecular function: wide pore channel activity.